GAGGGGAGGCCAAUCAUACGGCGUGCUGCAUGCUGUGCCGAACGGUCUGACAGGCAGCCAGCCUUGAGAGCGCAGGCACCUGGCGGAGGGGAUGGGAUGGGAUUGGAUCUGCCCUGGACACACACACGGGCUGGAACUGGUCUUGCUCUUGUCUCGUCUUUUCUUUUUCCUCUUGCUGGCUGACUGCUGGCUGCUGGCUGGCUGGCUGGUGCUCCGAAUCCUUACACACCCACUCCAAGUCUCCUCUCACGCCCGCCCACCACCACCACUACCACCACUGGUCUUUCUGUCCGUCUGUCUUCCCCCCUCCCGCCGUCACCCUCCUUUAUCUCUCUCGCCUCUCGCCUCCUCCUCCGUCUUCUUUCUUCUCCCUACCCCAUCUCUUUCCCGUCCCCCAUCUCAGUUUCCCCUCUUCACCUUUCUUCGUACUUUGGUAAUCCCCUUCUUCUGCUGCUUUGUUCUAUCCCGACCGUGGAUUCGGUGGCUUACCAUCCAGGCCGAGAUCUUCAGCCGACGUCUAUCGACCCUAUCAAGGUCCCCCGGCCUGGCGUCUGACGCUAAACCCAAAUCAGCACCGGGUCACCUGACUGGACCAGUUUGUGGCUCGUCCCGGAACUCGGACCCAAUAAUCCAAUCGAGUCCCAUUCUUGCCUGCCUUGCUCUGCUUCCUCCUUCACCAACCUAACUCUACCCAUUCCCAUCGCCCGAUUCCUCAUCUCUCUCAUCCAACCAACCCACCCACACCCACCCUAGGGACCUUGCGCGCUGAUCCG
This is a messenger RNA of Aspergillus ibericus CBS 121593, 773 nucleotides long. RefSeq lists its product as uncharacterized. The record is from RefSeq and is a predicted model, not a curated record. Bases 92 to 685 code for a protein of 197 amino acids. Lineage: Eukaryota; Fungi; Ascomycota; Eurotiomycetes; Eurotiales; Aspergillaceae. The transcript is spliced from 2 exons.